Lagopus muta (rock ptarmigan) is the source of this 1874-nucleotide messenger RNA. RefSeq names its product proto-oncogene vav-like. NCBI's taxonomy places the organism in Eukaryota, Metazoa, Chordata, Aves, Galliformes, Phasianidae. Gene Ontology annotation, molecular function: guanyl-nucleotide exchange factor activity; protein binding. Gene Ontology annotation, cellular component: cytoplasm. The record is from RefSeq and is a predicted model, not a curated record. Gene Ontology annotation, biological process: cell migration; intracellular signal transduction; regulation of GTPase activity.
UUUGGGUCCAAAUCCACCCUGUUUUUGAUUCCAUCUGUGGGGUUCGGUGCCGUUUGGGGUCCGGCGCCGUUUUGGGUCAUUUUGGGCCGAUUUGGGCACUUUUGGCCCCUCAGGUUCCUGCUGUACGGCCGCUACUGCAGUCAGGUGGAGGCGGCAGCGCGGAGGUUGGAUCAGCUGGCGGCCGGAACCGACAUACGCAUGAAGCUGCAGGAAUGUUCCCAGAGAGCCAACAAUGGCCGCUUCUCCCUGCGGGAUCUCCUGAUGGUGCCGAUGCAGCGGGUGCUGAAGUACCACCUCCUGCUGCAGGAGCUGGUGAAGCUGACCCCGGAUCCAUCGGAGAGGGAGAGGCUGCGGGCGGCGCUGGAUGCCAUGAGGGACCUGGCACAGUGCGUCAACGAGGUCAAACGGGACAACGAGACCCUAAAGCAGCUCACCAGCAUCCAGCUCUGCCUCCACAACAUGCCCCAGUCCUUGGCGCAGUUCGGGCGCCCAAAAAUCGAUGGGGAGCUGAAGGUGUGCAGCAGUGAGAAGCGCUCCAAGGCGGACAGGUAUGGGUUCCUCCUGGACAAGGCUCUGAUCAUCUGCAAGCGCCGUGGGGACGCUUACGAGGCCAAGGAUGUCGUGGACCUACAGAGCCACCAACUGAGGGACAGUGGCCUCGGGCCCAGGGAUGGCAAGAAGUGGUCCCACACCUUCCUGCUCAUCAACACGGCCGGGCUGCAGGGCUACGAGCUCUUCUUCAAGACACGCGAGCUGAAGAAGAAAUGGCUGGAGCAGUUUGAGAUGGCCCUGUCCAACAUCUUCCCAGAGCACGCCCUGGCGGAUGGACACGACUUCCAGAUGUUCUCCUUUGAGGACACCACGUCCUGUAGGGCCUGCCAGAUGCUGCUGAGAGGGACGUUCUACCAGGGCUACCGCUGCAACCGGUGCCGGGCUCCUGCGCACAAGGAAUGUUUGGGGAGGAUGGGGACCUGCGGAGCCGAUCCGAGCUCUGGCAACAGGAAGAUGAAAUCCCAGCGCCCGGCUCAUGAGAACAAGGCUGCAGACCUGGGGUUGCCCAAGAUGGAGGCGAACCAGCACUACAGCGGGGUGCCCCCACCGCCGGGAAAUGUGGGUCCUGCCCUACGUCUCAGCCCUGGGGACGUCGUGGAGGCAACGGUGGCGGAGGCGGAGCAGCUGUGGUGGCAGGGCAGGAACGUGGUCAAUGGUGAGACGGGCUGGUUCCCCUGUGCUGCUGUCAGACCCUUCAUCUGUGCGCCGCUGCCGGAUCUCUCUGUCUACCUCUGGUACGCCGGCCCCAUGGAAAGGGGGGAAGCGGAACAGAUCCUGACCCCCCGCUCUGAUGGCACGUUCCUGGUGCGGCAGCGGGUGAAGGACACGGGAGAAUUUGCCAUCAGCAUCAAGUACCGUGCGGAGGUGAAGCACAUCAAGGUGAUGACGGGCGAGGGGCUGUAUCGCCUCAACGAGAAGAAGGCCUUCAAGGGGCUGGUGGAUCUGGUAGAGUUCUACCAGUGCAACUCGCUCAAGGAUUGCUUCAAGGCUCUGGACACGGCCCUGCUGGUGCCAUUCAAGGAGCCCGAGAGGAGGACCAGCCCACGACCCCCUGGGGCCGUGCGUAAUUUCGGGUCGGCCAAAGCUCGCUAUGAUUUCUGCGCCCGCGACCGGACGGAGCUGACGCUGCGGGAAGGGGACAUCAUCCGCGUGCUCAGCAAAAAGGGGCAUCCGGGAUGGUGGAAAGGGGAGAUCUAUGGGCGGGUCGGAUGGUUCCCCGCCAACUACGUGGAGGAGGAUUAUUCGGAGUAUUGCUGACCGCAGGACCCCUCAAUGUCCCCCCCUUUCCCUCCCCUACAUCCCCCAACCAACCCCACACCUUC